This is a messenger RNA of Thecamonas trahens ATCC 50062, 1475 nucleotides long. RefSeq lists its product as uncharacterized. Gene Ontology annotation, molecular function: protein kinase activity; protein binding; ATP binding. The record is from RefSeq and is a predicted model, not a curated record. Gene Ontology annotation, biological process: protein phosphorylation. Bases 60 to 1475 code for a protein of 471 amino acids. The transcript has 3 exons. NCBI's taxonomy places the organism in Eukaryota, Apusomonadida, Apusomonadidae.
GCGAUGGCGAACGUGGUGGAAGCGGGCAGAGUGACUGGCGAGAUGAAGAGAUCGAGGAGAUGCUGCGGGCACCGGCAUCGCCAGACGUAGAGGCAAGGAUGAAGAAGGCGCUGUACGCGCGGUAUCCGCCGGGGCGAUCGUUUGCGGAGCAGUACGCGCUCGAGUCGCGAGUCAAUGCCUCUGCUCGGCAGAACCGAGCCAUCUACGCCGCGAUUCGGCUGAAAGACGGAGUGCAGGUGGCAGUGAAGGUCAUUUCCAAGACAUAUCCUCGCCAGCUGGCUCGAGACGAGAUCGAUGCCCUCCGACGUGAGGCGCUUAUCCAGAUUGCCGUCUCGCGCCACCCGCACUGCGUCACCCUCCUCGACUACUUUGAGACCAAGAAGAAGAUAUACAUUGUGAUGGAGUACAUGGAUGGUGGAGAUCUGCUCGACUUUCUCGGCUCGCGCCCAGGCUCGCGGUUUACCGAGGGUGACGCCCGUGCACUGCUCGGCACCCUCGCCGGCACUCUCGCCUGGCUCCACGGCCACUCGAUCUGUCACCGCGACCUCAAGCCGUCCAACGUGCUGCUGGUGUCGGUGCCCGAGGGCACCGAUCUCGUCCCGGGCUCGUUGCCUGGUGGAUGCCUCGAGGGCUACGUCGUCAAGAUCUCUGACUUUGGCCUCUCCACCUUUCUCACCUCGGCCAUGACGACGCCGGUCGGGACGCGGUCGUUUGCCGCACCGGAGCUCCUUAACUGGUCGGCAGCAGCGUCGCCGGUGGCCGGCUCGUCACCGCCAACAUCAUUGGGCAGGCGGCAGAGCUCGACGGCAUACUCGGAGGCUGUCGACAUCUGGUCGUUUGGCAUCAUCAUGUACAUUGUGCUCAUCGGGACCAUGCCGCCAACGCCGCUUGCCUUCCCGCCGUUCGCCACGGCCCCGGUUUCGAACGAGGCCAAGGCCCUCAUCUCGGCGCUCAUCCAUCCGGACCCGGCUGAGCGGCCGAGCGCGCUCGAGUACACCGAGCCCGAGCCGGUCUUCCGGCCGUACGCUGUCAUGAAGAUUGAGCUGAACGGAAGCCGGCGCGAGCUGACGCGCGAGGAGUAUGGCGAGCUGGAGGAGGAGCUCGACUCGAUUGCCGAGUGGACGCUGCCGCCGCAGGAUCAGGGCUGGCAUGAUGCGCUGAUGGGCAUUGUGCAGGAGCUGAAGAAGCACCCCAAGGCCGAUCUGUUCUCGGUCCCGGUCGAUCCGCAGGCCCAUGGCGUGCCCGACUACUUUACAGUCAUCCACCAUCCCAUGGACCUCUCCACUGUCGAGACAAACUUGGCUUCUGGCAUCUACCCGGAGCCCGAGAUGGUCAUCGAUGACAUUCGUCGCGUCUUUCACAACUGCUUCAUCUACAACGGCAAGAACAACUGGGUCACAGACUCUGCACGCACCAUCUCCAAGCUCGCUGAGGACGCAUUCAUCAAGCUCAACGCGCUCGGCAUGCGCCAGUAG